This is a messenger RNA of Lodderomyces elongisporus, 603 nucleotides long. RefSeq lists its product as uncharacterized. The transcript has a single exon. Bases 1 to 603 code for a protein of 200 amino acids. Gene Ontology annotation, cellular component: preribosome, large subunit precursor. Lineage: Eukaryota; Fungi; Ascomycota; Pichiomycetes; Serinales; Debaryomycetaceae. Gene Ontology annotation, biological process: ribosomal large subunit assembly. The record is from RefSeq and is a predicted model, not a curated record.
AUGCCAAUUCAAGACAAGCCAGCCAAAACAGUUAACAGGAAACUAGUAGGAAGGAGGCGGAAGAAGAGAAGAACCGAGGACUUUUCAUCAUCUUCCGAGUCUUCGUCAUCAAGCUCAUCGGAUAAUGAUUCAGACGAAGAAAAGAUACAAGACAAAGAUAAUACAGAAGCAGUCGCAUCACAAUCAUUAGAUCAUGAUAUGGACAUUGAUAUAAACUCUGAUGUAGAGGAAGACAAGAAAGAAAACUCAAAAGUUCCUGACAACUUAUCCAUAGAACAAAAAAAACAAUUGGACGCCAUCCCAUUCACAACAACUAGCGUAUCACGAGUAACUAACACAAAUACCGCAUCAGCACUCAAAACAUUACCCAAUGUGGCAGAAACCUCUAGAUCCAUUGACUCUACAAAACAAGAAUUGAAUUCAAAGUUUUUGAAGCUUAUGACUAAAGAGUUUGGUAACGAUUUGGAUGAAUUACGACAAAAACCAGAUUUCAAUGGUAAAUCACUAGCUACAUUGGCAAAAGUCUUGCAAUCUGGUGUCAAUAUGUUUGACUUUGACACCGUGCAAGCAUUGGUUGAAGAAGAGUCGAAACUGACAAAUUAG